Molecule: messenger RNA, 3484 nt
Organism: Astyanax mexicanus (Mexican tetra)
Lineage: Eukaryota; Metazoa; Chordata; Actinopteri; Characiformes; Acestrorhamphidae
Product: golgin subfamily A member 6-like protein 22
Exons: 7
Coding region: 169-3327 (1052 amino acids)
Source: RefSeq, a predicted model, not a curated record
ACGCUGCUGGAUGUGACGUCAUAUAAAGGACUGGAGUGGAGGGGGCGGGGCCUGGAUGGAACGUUUCCGUGGCGACGGGCGGUUCUAAAGGCAGGAGUUUAGGAGCUCAUGGAUCAUUCAGCAGUAAGUCCUGUAGAGAAAGAUUGUUAUUAGGAGACAGUAAAGAAGAUGAAGAGGAUCAGAGAGGUGCGCUGGUUCUUUGAAGACGUCGUCCACAAAGUCUCCCGUUUCUUCAAUAAUGACAGAGAACUGGAGAGGCAAUGGGAGGACGAGAUGUUCCGCCGGGUUCAGUCAGAGAGGAUCGAGGCAGAACAGAAGUUAGACAGGCUAAACAGGAAGCUGAAGAAGAUGGAGAAAGAGGAGAAGAAGCUGGAGAAGAAGAUGAGGCUUCGAGAGAAGAAGCGAAAGAUCCAGCAGAAGCGAGAACAGGAUUGGUUCAGGAGCAACAUGAACUCGUCUGCAGUAGCAGAAGAGAGUCAGGAGCUGGAGGAGCGAGUGCAGAGCCGUCCGGACGUGGAGAGAGAGAGCACACUCCUCCUUCAGCAGCUCAAGAGAGAGAGAGAAGAGGAGAUGCUGAAGAACAGAGAAAUGGAGGACCUGCUGAAGAGGCAACUGGAGGAGCUGAAGUACAGAGUUGGACAGAUGGAGCAACUUAGAGAAGAGAAAAGGUAUAAGAGAGAACCAGAGAUGGAGAGGAAGAAAGAGGUAGGAAAAGAAGAGAUAGAGAGGCAGAAGGAGCUUCAGCGUCAGGCCAAAAGAGAGAGAGCCCUGGAGAAAAAGAUGGAAACAGAGCUGAAGGAGAAAGUAGAGCAGAUUGAGAGAGAAAGAAGGAAGAGGGAGGAGAUGGAGAAAGAUAUGGAGAGAAAGCUAGAGGAGAGAAAGAGAGAGAUUGAGGAAAGGAAGAGGGAGAUGGAGAGAAGGGUGGAGGAUAGAAAGAGAGAGAUCGAGAGAGAGCAGGAAGAAGUAAAGAGGAAAAGGAAGGAAGAUCUACAGAAGAUGCAGGAACAGGAGGUUCUUCUGCAGAGGCAGCUAGAGAUGAAAAGAAUGAAAGAAGAGGAGAAGAUGAGGGAGGAGAGAGACCGAGCCCUUGCAGAAAAGAUGGAAGAUGAGCUGAGGAUGAAAGAGGAAGAGAUAGAGACAGAAAAGAGGAAGCUGGAGGAGAAGGAGAGAGAGAUGGAGAGAAGGUUAGAGGAGAUGAGGAAGGAGAUGGAGAGAAAGCAGGAGGAGAGACAGAGAGAGAUCGAGAGAGAGCAGGAAGAAGUAAAGAGGAAAAGGAAGGAAGAUCUACAGAAGAUGCAGGAACAGGAGGCUCUUCUGCAGAGGCAGCUGGAGAUGAAAAGAAUGAAAGAAGAGGAGAAGAUGAGGGAGGAGAGAGACCGAGCCCUUGCAGAAAAGAUGGAAGAUGAGCUGAGGAUGAAAGAGGAAGAGAUAGAGACAGAAAAGAGGAAGCUGGAGGAGAAGGAGAGAGAGAUGGAGAGAAGGUUAGAGGAGAUGAGGAAGGAGAUGGAGAGAAAGCAGAAGGAGAGGCAGAGAGAGAGGGAGGAGAGAAUGAUGGAGAUGGAGAGAAAGAUAGAGGAGAAAAGGAGAGCAAUUGAAAGUGAGAAGGAGGAAAGAGAGAGAGAGAGGAAGGAGAGAAAGAUGGAGAUGGAGAGAAAGAUGGAGGAGAAAAAGAGAGCGAUGGAAAGAGAGGAGGAGGAAAGAGAGAGAGAGAUAGAGCGAGAGCAGGAGAGACAGAGAGAGAUGGAGAAAGAACUGGAGGAGAGACAGAGAGAUAUGGAGCAAGAGCUAGAGAGACAGAGAGAGAUGGAGAAAGAACAGGAGGAGAGACAGAGAGAGAUGGAGCGAAAGCUUGAGAGAAAGAUUGAGAGGAAGAGAGAGAUGGAAAGAAAGAGAGAGAUGAAGCGAGGGCUUGAGAGGCAGAGAGAAAUGGAGAAAGAACAGGAGGAGAGACAGAGAGAGAUGGAGCGAAAGCUUGAGAGAAAGAUUGAGAGGAAGAGAGAGAUGGAAAGAAAGAGGGAGAUGAAGCGAGGGCUUGAGAGACAGAGAGAAAUGGAGAAAGACCAGGAGGAGAGACAGAGAGAGAUGGAGAAAGAACAGGAGGAGAGACAGAGAGAGAUGGGGAAAAAACAGGAGGAGAGACAGAGAGAGAUGGAGAAAGAACAGGAGGAGAGACAGAAAGAUAUGAAGCAAGAGAAGGAAGAGAGACAGAGAGAGAUGGAGAGAAGGAGAGAAGCUGUGAGAGAGCAGGAGAAGGAGAGAGACAUAGAGAAGGCGGCAGAAGAAAGAUCAAGGGAGGAGCUGGACGUCCAGAACAUGCAGGAGGCCAGACGGGAGCACAUGGAGCGAGAGAGACAGAGGAAGAGGGAGCUCCUGAAGAAGCGUUUCUCUCCAGGAGAACCCUUCUUCAAAGCUUCAGACGAGGACACCAGACGCAGGGGCUUUAGGGCCAGGAGAUCCGAGGUCCAAACUCCUGAAAUAAAGGAGGAGAUCCCUGAGCCACAGGACGAGAAACACCUAGAAGAACCUGUGGCCUCCAGCACAGGACCCAGGUUCAUCUGCGUGAAGCCCCUGACGGAGCUCUCAGAUCCUGAGGAGAAAAGUGAGGAGGAGCAGGAGAGCAGCACUGGUGGUGAGGAGGAGAACAUCCCUCAGAAAGAACCAGAGGAGGAGCCCAAGGACAUCAAAACGGAAAAGAUGAAGAAGGUCUUGCUGCGGCCGUUCCCGAUGGGCAGGAUGACGGAGUGCUUUGUGGAACGGGACAGAGAGAACAGGGACAAUCCCGUCUACCGCCUGUACCGAGAGGAGGGGGACAGCAAAGAGUUACUGAUGGUUGCACGGAGGAUCGGCCACCAGAACACCUACAAGAUCCGGCUGGGCGAUUCUAGUGCGGGUGGUAGUAUUCUGGGUCAGCUAAGGUACAAUUGGAAGUUUACCGAGUUCUCACUGAACGUCAAAAGAGGCCAACCUGAAUAUCCGACUGAAGUCACCACCAUCCACUACGUGAAAAACUUUCUGGGGUUGAAGAAGAAGAAAGAGAACACCACAGUCGUCCUCACUUCCAUAGACAAAGAAUCUGAGCAGUACAACCUGGUGCAUAAAUCUCCAGUCUGGGACUCUGAGAGAGAAGAAUACGUCCUCAGGUUCCAUGGAAGAGCAAAAAUGGCUUCAGUCAAGAACUUCCAGAUCAUCAACCCUGAAAAGCCGGACCUUAUUCUGAUGCAGUUCGGGCGGGUUGAUGAAGACUCCUUCAUUCUGGACUACAGAUUCCCCUUCACUGCCCUUCAAGCCUUCGCCGUCGCCCUGUCCUGCUUCGAGGCCAAGUCAUGACCUCAACACCGUCGUGUGGACUGGACUUUAGACUGGGCAGGGUUACGGACAAUAGAUCAAUUAGAUUAGAUUAGAUUAAAUUAAGUUGGCUUGUCAAAGUUGGAAUUUUCCCAUAGACUUCCAUUCAAGGUGUCCAAACUUGAAUUGAUUUUUUUUU